CCGUUCCCACAAUGCAGUGCGGCUGAGCGCCUCGAAGCCCGCGGGGACGCUGCGGGGGGACCCCGGCUGAGGCGGCGGCGGCGACGUGGGCUGCGGCGGGCCCGCGGCGUCGGGCGGUGCGGAUGUCGGGCUGGGCGGACGAGCGCGGCGGCGAGGGAGACGGGCGCAUCUACGUGGGGAACCUUCCGACCGACGUGCGCGAGAAGGACCUGGAGGACUUGUUCUACAAGUACGGCCGCAUCCGCGAGAUCGAGCUCAAGAACCGGCACGGCCUCGUGCCCUUCGCCUUCGUGCGCUUCGAGGACCCCCGAGAUGCUGAAGAUGCAAUUUAUGGAAGGAAUGGUUAUGAUUAUGGCCAGUGUCGGCUUCGUGUGGAGUUCCCCAGGACUUAUGGCGGUCGGGGUGGGUGGCCCCGCGGUGGGAGGAACGGGCCUCCUACAAGAAGAUCUGAUUUCCGAGUUCUUGUUUCAGGACUUCCGCCAUCAGGCAGCUGGCAGGACUUGAAGGAUCACAUGCGAGAAGCUGGGGACGUCUGUUAUGCAGAUGUGCAGAAGGAUGGAAUGGGCAUGGUUGAAUAUCUCAGAAAAGAAGACAUGGAAUACGCCCUGCGUAAACUGGAUGACACCAAAUUCCGCUCUCAUGAGGGUGAAACUUCCUACAUCCGAGUUUAUCCAGAGAGAAGCACCAGCUAUGGCUACUCACGGUCUCGGUCUGGGUCAAGGGGCCGUGACUCUCCAUACCAAAGCAGGGGUUCCCCACACUACUUCUCUCCCUUCAGGCCCUACUGAGACAGGUGAUGGGAAAUUUUUCUUUAUUUUUUAGGUGAACUGAGCUGCUUUGUGCUCAGAAUCUACAUUCCAGAUUGAUGAUUUAGUGUCUUAGGAAAUUUUUUUAAUUUUUUUUUAAGGAAAUAAAAUACAUAAUUUCUACCAGGGCCAUAUUGGCAGUGAAGCAUUUUAAACUGCAGAAAUUGUGGUUUUGGUUCAGAAAUAAGUUGUAUAUUUUUCACCCCUGAUUAUGGGAAAAAAAUCAGUGCUGUGUCUUUGUGGGUUGCUCUACUAUGGAGAUCAGCAGUUACUGUGACUGAGUCGGCCCAUUCUGUUUAGAAAUAUAUUUUAAAUGUUUAGUAAUUGACAUGUGUGGUUGUCCUUGAUUAAGUUAAUGGAUUUCACCAAACAGGUACACUGGUUAAAAAGAAAAAAGUAAUUGAGUUGUAGUAGCAGCUUAUACCCAGUUGGUAAGGAGCAGAAGUGGAUAACUAUUUGGGGACAAAGAUAGUUGCUAUGUUGGUGGUUUGAGAAUUUCAAUCCCAAGAGUUGCUUCAGGAUUAUCUUAUAAUUCAAGGCCAAGCUUAUAAAUAAAGCUGCCUUAAAGAAGACGGGAGCAUUUAAGACAGGGCAAAGGAAUGGAAAGAAUAAAACAGACUUUUUAAAGUCAGCAGCAGCAUAAAGAUCACUGGAAGAUUUUAAAACCAAAUGUGGCAGUUUGGAGCGGGGGGAGUCUCUUUAAAUUUUGGUUCUAUCACUUUUAUCCAUAAAUCUGUUUCAUUUA
This is a messenger RNA of Zalophus californianus (California sea lion), 1551 nucleotides long. RefSeq names its product serine and arginine rich splicing factor 9 (gene SRSF9). The transcript is spliced from 4 exons. Gene Ontology annotation, cellular component: nucleus; ribonucleoprotein complex; cytoplasm. The record is from RefSeq and is a predicted model, not a curated record. Gene Ontology annotation, molecular function: mRNA binding. Bases 123 to 788 code for a protein of 221 amino acids. NCBI's taxonomy places the organism in Eukaryota, Metazoa, Chordata, Mammalia, Carnivora, Otariidae.